This is a messenger RNA of Canis lupus familiaris (dog), 2093 nucleotides long. RefSeq names its product Bardet-Biedl syndrome 1 (gene BBS1). NCBI's taxonomy places the organism in Eukaryota, Metazoa, Chordata, Mammalia, Carnivora, Canidae. The transcript is spliced from 17 exons. Gene Ontology annotation, cellular component: centrosome; BBSome; axoneme. Gene Ontology annotation, molecular function: smoothened binding; patched binding. The record is from RefSeq and is a predicted model, not a curated record. Gene Ontology annotation, biological process: protein localization to cilium; non-motile cilium assembly. The coding region runs from base 176 to 1966 and encodes 596 amino acids.
ACUGCGCCUCAGCAGGCAGGAACCCAACUAACAGGCCAGCAUAUCCUGCUGGGUAACCCCGGGGCCGGAAAGCUGAGCGCCCGGAACCUUUGUACGCGCCCUUCCAGAGCCCGAGCACUUUUCAACGUUGCGCGGCGGCUGGCCGCAGCCGGUUGCCAAGGUGACGCCUGAGAAGAUGGCUGCUGCGUCUUCGUCGGAUUCCGACAGCGGCAGAGCUGAGAGUGAGGCCAGUUCGAAAUGGCUGGACGCACACUACGACCCCAUGGCCAACAUCCACACCUUUUCCUCUUGCCUAGCGCUGGCAGAUUUGCACGGGGAUGGGGAGUACAAGCUGGUGGUGGGGGACCUUGGCCCCAGUGGGCAGCAUCCCCGCCUGAAGGUGCUCAAAGGACCCACGGUUCUAACUGAAAGUCCGUUACCUGCACUGCCAGCUGCUGCAGCCACCUUCCUCAUGGAGCAGCACGAGCCCCGGACGCCAGCUCUAGCGCUCGCCUCAGGCCCUUGUGUGUAUGUAUAUAAGAAUCUUAAGCCCUACUUCAAGUUCACCCUGCCCCAGUUGCCUCCAAACCCCCUGGAACAAGAUCUUUGGAACCAGGUCAAGGAGGACCGGAUUGACCCCUUGACACUGAAGGAGAUGCUGGAAGGCAUCCGGGAGAAGGCAGAGGUGCCUUUAUCUGUACAGUCACUCAGGUUUUUACAGCUGGAGCUGAGUGAAAUGGAGGCAUUUGUGAGCCAACACAAGUCCAAGUCCAUCAAGCGGCAGACAGUCAUCACCACCAUGACCACCUUAAAGAAGAAUCUGGCUGACGAGGAUGCUGUGUCCUGCCUGGUGCUGGGCACUGAGAACAAGGAGCUCCUGGUGCUGGACCCAGAGGCCUUCACCAUUUUGGCCAAGAUGAGCCUACCCAGCGUCCCUGUCUUCCUGGAGGUUUCUGGCCAGUUUGAUGUAGAGUUCCGGCUUGCUGCUGCCUGCCGCAAUGGAAACAUCUACAUCCUGAGAAGAGACUCCAAGCGCCCCAAGUACUGCAUCGAGCUGAGUGCCCAGCCUGUGGGUCUUGUCCGGGUACACAAGGUCCUGGUGGUGGGCAGCAAUCAAGACACCCUGCAUGGCUUCACCCACAAGGGUAAGAAGCUGUGGACAGUGCAGAUGCCUGCAGCUAUCCUGACCAUGAACCUCCUGGAGCAGCGUUCUCGGAGCCUGCAGGCUGUCAUGGCUGGGCUGGCCAAUGGAGAAGUCCACAUUUACCAUGACAAGGCCCUGCUCAAUGUCAUCCGCACCCCGGAUGUGGUAACCAGCCUUUGCUUUGGCCGCUAUGGACGGGAAGAUAACACUCUCAUCAUGACUACACGAGGCGGUGGCUUGAUUAUCAAGAUCCUGAAGCGUACAGCAGUGUUUGUGGAAGCAAGAGGUGAGGCAGGCCCCCCACCAGCCCAGGCCAUGAAACUCAACGUGCCCCGAAAGACCCGGCUUUAUGUGGACCAGACACUGCGAGAGCGGGAGGCUGGCACCGCCAUGCACCGGACUUUCCAGACUGACCUCUACCUGUUGCGCCUCCGGGCUGCCCGUGCCUAUGUGCAGGCCCUCGAGUCUAGCCUGAACCCUGUGUCUGUGACGGCUCGUGAGCCCCUCAAGCUGCACGCUGUGGUAAGCUUCCAGGUUCAGGGCCUGGGCCCCACCUUUAAGCUCACACUUCAUCUGCAGAACACCUCAACAGCCCGACCCAUCCUGGGGCUACUGGUCUGCUUCCUAUACAACGAGGUGCUCUACGCCCUGCCCCGGGCCUUCUUCAAGGUCCCCUUGCUGGUGCCAGGACUCAACUACCCCCUGGAGACCUUUGUAGAGAGUCUCAGUGACAAGGGCAUCUCAGACAUUAUCAAGGUGCUGGUACUUCGUGAAGGCCAGAGCGCACCCCUGCUGAGUGCCCAUAUCAACAUGCCCGUGAGCGAGGGGCUGGAAGCCACUUGACCCCUGGACUGGUGUUGAAGCCCCUGCAGAAUCAGGACCAGGAAGAUUCAGCCCCUGAAUCUUGAACUGGGCAGUCAAUGGCCCGAGGCCUGUUCUCUGAGCAGCAGCAUGUUGGGGCUACACUUUC